AUGUCGUCCGAGAAAGAUAUCAGGAAGUCAUUAAGUCAGUUGGCUAAUGCCCCAACUCCUCAGAAUACUCCUGCCUCGGUAACAGGUUCCUAUAUGAAGAAUCAGCCUCCAACUAUUCCAUCCACAAUCAGUGAGGAAAAUGAGGAGCUUCAAAGAAAGUUGCUGGGAAACCCAGCUCUUUUGUCGAUGAUUCAAGGAAAGCUUGAUACCCUUGUAGGUAAAAGCUCAGGCUACGUUGACAAGCUUCCAAAAUCUGUAAAGCAACGCGUUGCCGGACUGAAGGCUAUUCAACAAAAGCAAUUCAAGAUCGAAGCCGAAUUUCAAAGUGAGAUCUUGGAGUUAGAGAAAAAGUUCUAUGGUAAGUAUGCUCCUCUGUAUGAGAAGAGACAGAAAAUCAUUAGUGGAGAAGUGCAGCCAACCUCCGAUGAAAUUGAAGAGGGUAAACAAUUACUGGAAUCUUCCACUGAUAAGAUUGAGGAAAUCUCAGAAGUAGAUGAAGAUGAGGCCGCAGAAGAGGAGAUCGAUAUCAACAUCCGUGGUAUUCCAAGUUUCUGGCUUACCGCUCUAGAGAAUAUUCCACCCAUAGCCGAUAGUAUCACUGAUCGUGAUGUGGAAGUUCUUUCCAAGUUGAGUAACAUUAAAUUGGAGUACCUUGAUGUUCCAGGUUUCAAACUUUUGUUCGAAUUCGAAUCCAAUGACUUCUUUGAAAACCAAGUUUUGACCAAGACAUAUUACUACCAAAAGGAGCUAGGAUAUUCUGGUGACUUUAUUUAUGACCAUGCCGAGGGUUCCACCAUCAAAUGGAAGGACAACGACCAUAACGUGACCAUAACCGUGGAAAGAAGAAAACAAAGAAAUAAACACACAAAGCAAGUCAGAACCAUUGAGAAGCUUACACCUAUAGAUUCAUUUUUCAACUUUUUUGACCCUCCAAGGCCUCCAAAAUCUGAAGAAACUGUGAGUGAGGUAACUAAAGAUGAAGGAGCAGCUGAUGUUGAAGAUAGUGGAAACGAUGAUGGAUUCGAAGAUGUAGAUGAGGAAUUAGAGCAAAGACUGGCCUUGGACUACCAAUUGGGUGAGUUAAUCAAAGACAAGUUGAUCCCAAGAGCCAUCGAUUGGUUUACCGGUGAUGCCUUACAGUACGAGUAUGCAGACGACGAUGAAUUGGACGACGAAGAGUUCGAAGAAGAGGAGGGAGAUGAAGAAGAUGAAGAUGACGAUUCUGAAAACGAUGAUGACGAUGAAUCCCAGCCCAAAUCCCAGCCUCCAGAGUGCAAGCAAAGUUGA
Molecule: messenger RNA, 1287 nt
Organism: Komagataella phaffii GS115
Lineage: Eukaryota; Fungi; Ascomycota; Pichiomycetes; Pichiales; Pichiaceae
Product: Protein that interacts with mitotic cyclin Clb2p
Exons: 1
Coding region: 1-1287 (428 amino acids)
Biological process (GO): nucleosome assembly
Cellular component (GO): chromatin; nucleus
Molecular function (GO): histone binding; chromatin binding
Source: RefSeq, a predicted model, not a curated record